Molecule: messenger RNA, 935 nt
Organism: Pseudomassariella vexata
Lineage: Eukaryota; Fungi; Ascomycota; Sordariomycetes; Amphisphaeriales; Pseudomassariaceae
Exons: 3
Coding region: 96-866 (256 amino acids)
Source: RefSeq, a predicted model, not a curated record
CCAAUCCUUUUAACAACUUCGCAACUUCCAUGGUAUCUCAAUCAGUAUAAUUCAAUUUAAAUCCUACGAAACAUUGCUAGAUCGCACUCAUCAUAAUGGGCAUCUCUCUCUCCACCGCGCGCUACCUAGCGCCACUCUCCUUCGCCGUCGACUUCGCCGCGCAGCAAUAUGGCAUACUGAGUACCCCAAGCAUGAAGGACGUCCACGACGCGAACCUUUCGUACUUCUCGCCGCAGCCCUACUUCAUCGCCGGGUUUUUCUUCCCCCAGCAGAUCUUCCAAGUCGUCUGGCUCUGGCGGCUGUGGAAGGCUAAGCCCGAAGACCUGAGGACCGAUCGGUCGGUCGCGGAGAUGGUGGAUUUUGCGCCUUACUACGCCGUGGGGAAUUUCUGCAUUGCUACGUGGAUGAUAUUCUGGAAUCAGUCCGAUCUGAAGACAUCCAACAUCUUCGUCGUCAUCAACUCGUUGGCGCAGCUGUACUACAUUUUUGGACGGCUGCAGCCCAUGAAUACAAAGUCAUGGAACUCUAUUCUGACGAACAUUGUGUCCAAAACAUUCGCCGGCAUUGGGGUGUUAGAUCUCUUGCAUAACGGCUCUGUGGCGUAUGCUGUUGGCCAACCGCCAAGCACAAUGGUCAAAGUCCUCACUGGCCUGGGGUUCGGCGCGCUGGCCUCGGCAAGCGAUUGGAUUUUUGGCGGCUGUUUGGUUUACGAUCUAGUCGCCUUGAUGGUUGGGCAGCGGGCGUAUGGAAACACCAGCUGGAGCAAUCUUCUUGGUGCCUAUGCUGCAGGUGCGGCUGCUAUUGUCACCGCGAAGAACCUGGCCAGGUCGCCAUAUGUGAAGGAUACCGAAUAUCAACCGCUGUGAAACAUGAAACAAUAUAUAUUGGACCCCGUGAUUUAUAUAGAUGACUCCUGAAUUUUUUUUUAAAAAAAG